Messenger RNA from Oryctolagus cuniculus (rabbit), 6121 nucleotides. It is a transcript of the gene MEGF11, whose product is annotated as multiple EGF like domains 11. The record is from RefSeq and is a predicted model, not a curated record. Gene Ontology annotation, molecular function: protein binding; scavenger receptor activity. Lineage: Eukaryota; Metazoa; Chordata; Mammalia; Lagomorpha; Leporidae. Gene Ontology annotation, biological process: heterophilic cell-cell adhesion.
GCAGCAGCGCCGCGGCUCCAGCACCACUCGCUCGCUCACUCGCUCGCCGAGCCCGCCGCACGCCGCCCGGCUCCGGGCUGCUCGCCGCUCCGGCUCCCGGCCCAGCGAUCGGGCGCGGCUCGGGCUCCGGAGGACAGGACUGCGCGCCGGGCCAGCCCAGCCCGGGGCCGGCUGUCGGAGCAGGGCCCGGGAUGGCGCGCUCCGUGGCGGGGCUCCUGCUCGUCUCCCUCCUGCCAGCCGCUCUCACCCUGAACCCCGAGGACCCCAACGUGUGCAGCCACUGGGAGAGCUACGCUGUGACCGUCCAGGAGUCAUAUGCACACCCCUUCGACCAGAUCUACUACACACGAUGCACAGACAUCCUCAACUGGUUCAAGUGCACCCGGCACCGGAUCAGCUAUAAGACGGCGUAUCGGCGGGGCCUGCGCACCAUGUACCGGCGGAGGUCCCAGUGCUGUCCUGGCUACUAUGAGAACGGGGACUUCUGCAUCCCCCUGUGUACAGAGGAGUGCGUGCAUGGCCGCUGUGUCUCCCCUGACACCUGCCACUGCGAGCCCGGCUGGGGAGGGCCCGACUGCUCCAGCGGCUGCGACAGCGACCACUGGGGCUCCCACUGCAGCAACCGGUGCCAGUGCCAGAACGGCGCCCUGUGCAACCCCAUCACCGGCGCGUGCGUGUGCGCCGCCGGCUUCCGCGGAUGGCGCUGCGAGGAGCUCUGCGCGCCCGGCACCCACGGCAAGGGCUGCCAGCUGCCGUGCCAGUGCCGCAACGGCGCCAGCUGCGACCCCCGCACGGGCGAGUGCCUUUGCGCGCCUGGCUACACCGGCGUCUACUGUGAAGAGCUGUGCCCUCCCGGGAGCCACGGGGCCCACUGUGAGCUGCGCUGCCCUUGCCAGAACGGGGGCACCUGCCACCACAUCACUGGUGAAUGUGCCUGCCCCCCAGGCUGGACGGGAGCUGUGUGUGCCCAGCCCUGCCCUCCAGGGACCUUCGGCCAGAACUGCAGCCAGGACUGCCCUUGCCACCACGGAGGGCAGUGUGACCAUGUGACUGGACAGUGCCACUGCACAGCCGGCUACAUGGGCGAUAGGUGCCAGGAGGAAUGUCCCUUGGGGACCUUCGGCUUCCAGUGCUCGCAGCGCUGUGAGUGCCACAACGGUGGCCAGUGCUCCCCCACCACUGGAGCCUGUGAGUGCGAGCCCGGCUACAAGGGCCCGCGCUGCCGGGAGCGGCUGUGCCCCGAGGGCCUGCACGGCCCGGGCUGCGCCUCGCCCUGCCCCUGUGACGCCGACAACACCGUCAGCUGUCACCCGGUGACUGGAGCUUGCACCUGCCAGCCAGGCUGGUCUGGCCACCACUGCAAUGAGUCCUGCCCUGCUGGCUACUACGGCGACGGCUGCCGGCUGCCCUGCACCUGUCAGAACGGUGCCGACUGCCACAGCGUCACUGGCAGCUGCACUUGUGCUCCGGGCUUCAUGGGAGAGGUCUGUGUGGUUCCCUGUGCGGCAGGCACCUACGGCCCCAACUGCUCGUCGGUCUGCAGCUGCAGCAACGGCGGCACCUGCUCCCCAGUCGAUGGCUCCUGCACCUGCAUGGAAGGCUGGCAGGGCCCGGACUGCACCCUGCCGUGUCCCAGUGGGACGUGGGGCCUGAACUGUAACGAGAGCUGCGCCUGUGCCAACGGGGCGGCCUGCAGCCCCACAGACGGCGCCUGCUCCUGCACCCCCGGCUGGCUGGGAGCCACCUGUGAACUGCCCUGCCCUGACGGCACGUUUGGGCUGAACUGCAGCGAACACUGUGACUGCAGCCAUGCUGACGGCUGUGACCCCGUCACCGGCCACUGCUGCUGCCUGGCGGGAUGGACAGGCGUCCGCUGUGACAGCACCUGCCCGCCUGGGCGCUGGGGUCCCAACUGCUCCGUCUCCUGCAGCUGUGAGAACGGCGGCUCCUGCUCGCCAGAGGACGGGAGCUGCGAGUGUGCCCCUGGCUUCCGAGGACCCCUGUGCCAGAGAAUCUGCCCCCCUGGGUUCUACGGCCAUGACUGUGCCCAGCCGUGCCCCCUCUGCGUGCACAGCAGUGGGCCCUGUCACCACGUCAGUGGCAUCUGUGAGUGCCUCCCAGGCUUCUCUGGAGCCCUCUGCAAUCAAGUGUGUGCCGGAGGGCGCUUUGGACAGGACUGCGCGCAGCUCUGCUCCUGUGCCAACAACGGGACCUGCAGCCCCAUCGACGGCUCCUGCCAGUGCUUCCCUGGCUGGAUCGGCAAGGACUGCUCCCAGGCUUGCCCAGCUGGAUUCUGGGGUCCCGCCUGCUUCCACACCUGCAGCUGUCACAACGGGGCGAGCUGCAGCGCCGAGGACGGGGCCUGCCACUGCACCCCGGGCUGGACCGGACUCUUCUGCACACAGCGCUGCCCGGCAGCGUUUUUUGGGAAGGACUGUGGGCGUGUGUGCCAGUGUCAGAACGGCGCCAGCUGUGACCACAUCAGCGGCAAGUGCACCUGCCGCACGGGCUUCACCGGACGACACUGUGAACAGAGAUGUGCACCAGGAAGCUUUGGCUACGGGUGUCAGCAGCUAUGUGAGUGCAUGAACAAUGCCACCUGUGACCACGUCACCGGCACCUGUUAUUGCACCCCGGGAUUCAAAGGAAUCAGGUGUGACCAAGCGGCCCUCAUGAUGGAGGAGCUGAAUCCCUACACCAAGAUCAGCCCGGCGCUGGGCGCGGAGCGGCACUCGGUGGGUGCGGUCACGGGCAUCAUCCUGCUGCUGUUCCUCAUCGUGGUGCUGCUGGGCCUGUUUGCCUGGCGCCGGCGCCGGCAGAAAGAAAAAGUGCGCGACCUGGCUCCCCGCGUCUCCUACACGCCCGCCAUGCGCAUGACCAGUACCGACUACUCCCUCUCAGAUUUGUCUCAAAGUAGCAGCCACGCCCAGUGCUUUUCCAAUUCCAGCUACCAAGCACUGGCGUGCGGGGGGCCUGCCACCAGCCAGGCCAGCACUCUGGACAGGAACAGCCCCACCAAGCUCAGUAACAAGUCCCUUGACAGAGACACGGCAGGCUGGACCCCCUACAGCUUUGUGAACGUGUUAGACUCCCAUUUCCAGAUCAGUGCCCUGGAGGCCAGGUACCCGCCCGAGGACUUCUACAUUGAACUUAGACACCUCAGCCGCCCCGCUGAGCCACACUCACCAGGUGUUUGUGGAAUGGACAGACGUCAGAACACAUAUAUUAUGGACAAAGGAUUCAAAGAUUACAUGAAAGAAUCCGUGUGCAGUUCUAGUACUUGUUCCUUGAAUAGCAGUGAAAACCCUUAUGCUACAAUUAAGGACCCGCCCAUCCUCACCUGCAAGCUUCCAGAAGGCAGCUAUGUAGAAAUGAAGUCGCCUAUGCACAGGGGGUCUCCGUACACAGAUGUGCCAUCCUUGUCGUCAUCUAAUAAAAAUAUAUAUGAUGUUGAGCCCACAGUCAGUGUGGUCCAAGAAGGCCGUGGUCCUAACUCCAGCUAUAUCCAGAAUCCAUACGACCUACCUAGGAACAGCCAGAUUCCUGGUAAUUCCGACCUCCUCCCUGUAAGACACAGCCCUGCCAAUGGGCCCUCCCAGGACAAGCGGUCUUAGAAGGGAUAAGCUUCUCUCCUGUAGUGUGCUCUGUUGAAAAUUCUGACUCUCUGGAAGAAGACAACCCCUUGAUUUGAAUUAUGGUACACACUGACUCCAGCUGCCUGUCAGUCACUACGUUCACCUGGAACUAAAGAAGAGCUUCCAAGUGGGUCUGGGGUAAAUGUGCGAGAAGUUCUGUUGCUACAGGCAAACCCUAUCACCCACACACCCUGCCCCAGCCCCAAAUGCCCUGGAUUAUACGAUUUUUAAAGCAUUUUAAGAUACAGCUUCUCAUCAACAUCAGCUCAAUAUAGCUAAAAACAUUUAUAUAGUUAUCUGAGACAUGAUGCUUAUAGAGCAUAGAGAGUAGGUUUUGCAAACCUUACUAGGAGGAAAAGGGAAUGGGAAUGGGAGAGAAUUACUUUAAGGAACUGGAAAUGUGUAUGCACUUCUGGUUGUUGUUACCAUCAACAUCUGUUUUAUUACGCAAGUUCACAGAAACACAGAAAUGACCUGUUAUAAUAUCCUGAAGUACUUGGCCAUAUAUGCCUGGUCCAUCAAAUUACAGUGGCUGAGACAACACAGCUCAGUGUUUUUAAAAAGGCAGCUUUAAUAAAUUCACAUGAACUUUCUCCCUUCUGCCCCACUGAUAGUACAAAACAAGCAGCAGAAGCAGCAGCUUUCAGUCUACACUGUGAUUUCUGGGCCAGCCUCACCAGAUCCGACGCCCAUGUCAUUCCAUGUGACACACAGCUGAGACGCUGCUUUAAGGAGGAGCCAUAUACUGACAAGAAUUAAGUAUCCCUAGAAAUGGCUAUUUGGUCUCCUCAACUUAUUUGGUUGAAAUUCCUUCGUUCACAAGAGUGCUUGCUGCCAAGUGGUUUUUCAUAAAUCUUAAGUUUGAUGUAGUGUGGAUCCUAGAAGUGCAGAGGGAAUUAGACAAAUAUAGAUACAGGAAGUUUAUAUUGCUGAAGUUACUUUAUAUGCUUUUUGACGGAACUAAAUGAAAUAAAUGAUCAAAGAAUGGACUAUAACCAGUUGCUGUCACAUGCUGUAAAAACUUAUAAACAGCAUAUGGGGACACGAUGUGCUUCUACUUAAAACCAACACCUACUGAGACGGCUAAGUAUGUAUUACAAUGAGUUUAUGCUCCAGAUCCUGGUAUUCAGAUGUCUAUACCUUCCAUUAUUCAUGAAUAUAAGCAAACUGAGACUUGGACAAGUCAAAAUGGAGCCAACUCCCAACUCCUGAAGAGGACCUCUUCAUAAGAAUUAUAACCAAAAAGGGCAAGCCAAGGAAGUUAACGGCUAUGCCUGUACUACUCCAUUCUCUGGUAACAGUCAAGUUAGAAAUAACACUUCCCCAAAAAAUGUAUGCAAUGCUCCACUACCGCUACAGGAAGUGUAGGAGUUCUGAAAUCCUGGAUGCAAACUGGAAGUCUGCCAUGGAACCCAUUAGUGUGUGCAAUUAUCAGCAAAAGCAAGAAAAUAAAUGAGUGAGCCCCUCCCCGCCCGACUCCAGCCGAGUUUACUGUUAGAGGAGAACAUACGAUCCUACAUGAAUGCUGCAUGUGUGCAUGGAAGCAAGUGCUCAGCAACGGGAAAUUUACUUUCCAAAAAUGCCUCAUUAAAAUAUAUUAGAAAGUUACUUCAUAGACCCAAGUAAAUAAUUCUCAAACAUAGAACAAAAUAUAGAUGAGAGACUUACCUCAGUAGUUCAGGGUAGCGAUUACUGAACCGUGUUUAUGAAACAUGGAUGAAGAAGCAUGGCGAAGUCAGAUGAGCAAGGAGCAGCUGCAUCUCAACUGCAGGUUUUAUCUUCUUCUCUUACUCUGCAUGUACAAUAACUGCUAGCUAGCAAACUGUGAACAAGCAGCAUUAUUUAAGUUUCCAGUUUACCUCUUUUUUGCCAACUAUCUUCUGGGCAAGGUAUUGAGCAAGAAGUGGAGCAGCCAAGGCACCGAAUCAAGAGAUUUCAGUGUUACCACAGUCAAUGACUUGCCCUCGCUGGGCACCUUCUGUCCCCAAGCAUAAACAAGGGAGAACCACUGAGGAGACAGGGAGCUCCGACAACCCUUCAGCUCUAGCCUUCUGAGACUUUUUAAACAAAGGUAACACAACUCCAAUCAGGCUACACAGAGGAGAAGGGACAGGCACAGGAUGUGAUUAAUCCAUGGUGACAACAGCUGCCUUCACAUAUCUAGGAGUUACCAGUAAGAGACAUUUCAAUCUUACAGAGUGUUAGAAAUUUCUGUCUAGCACUGUGACAAAUAGGUUCAUGGUCAGCCUAAAUAUGUGCACUGUGCAUUUUAUUGGCGACUUAGAAAGAUCUGUUAUUUUUCAGACACUAAAUGUUCAAAAAAACUCAUGUGCAUACAAUUCAAAAAAGAAAACACAAUUAUUGUACAGUAGCAUAAAUGAGACUAUGAAAUGGCAAUACUUUUUUAAACCACAGAUUUGUAAUAUAUUUGUUCACUGUGCAGAGGGAUUGUACCUUGUACAAAUAAAACAAAUUUCUCAAGCUAA